AUGGCCUCACCCUACGACGCGUUGUCCCAAUCAUUACUCUCAUUUCCCUUCUGCUUUAGCAUGUCAGAUCAAAGGAGCAUGGACGGUUGUGAGGAAAGCAUAUGGGAAAGAGUGCAAAGUGAAGUCAAGCAGGGACAGCUCUUGUCAUGGGACACAACUUAUUCUACUUCCUACGCACCAGUUCCCACUGCAUACAUAACGGAACAACCAAUAUCGACAUACGAGACUCUGUUCAAAUUCCAUUUCUAUAACGGAUACUCUUUCGAUGGUUGUGAAGCGGUUCUUUCGCGGGAAUGUCUGAUGAAGGAUAUCUAUAGUUUGAUUCUCGGACUAUCUUCUAAGACCUUUGUUUAUAAUGAAGAGAAAAGGGAAUUUACUGCGAGAAUGGAACAGAUACGCAUCGAUGGAUGCAGCGCAAAGACAUUUGGAACUCACUUGAAUCGUCUGGAUAACGUCGCUUCAAAAUGCGAGAAACAUCCAAGGUCUGCCAUUGUGGCAUUGAUGGAGCAAUCGGGGGGAAUUGAAAAUAUCGAUCUGAUGGAGUUAUAUCACAUACUUGACGAAUCAUCACUCGUACUCGAGAAACUGGCUGUAUUCUGUCAUUGUUGUUACCAUCCAUAUUUGCAGAUGGUGAAUGAAUGGAUUGGGUUGGACUCAGAAAACAAAUUAGCAUUGAUAUGGGGUUCAGGAAAAGAGAAAUAUGAUGACGAAUGGGGAGAAUUCUUCAUUGAGAGAGGGGACGAGGAGAACGGCAAGGAGGGAAACGAGUGGAUGAAUGCGAAGAUAAGUAAAAAGAACCCUCCGCCGACGUUCAUUUCUGUCGAGGUGGCACGUGAUAUAUUGGAAGCUGGAAAGGCUCUAAGAUUGCUGCAUGACUGUUGUCCGAAUCAUCAUUUGUUUCAAUCAACUAGAGCAAGUGAUUUGUUAGAUAAAAUAAUACCGCCGUCCCCGUCUUCUAUCCUCUCAACGUCGUUCACAAAUCUCUCAGGAACGCUUCCAGUUACUAAAACGUCAACACUGACUCUCUUAGAACAUUUGUUAUCCACAUAUUCCUCGCCAUCAUCGUCUCCAAUAACAACAGUAAGAGAAUCGGUCUUAUCUCACGCACUUCUAACCCAGUGUCGGUUAGUUAAUAUGUCUAUUUUGUCAUUUUUCUUUCGCGAUCUAUCUCUCCGUUCUCAUCUCAAAGUAUUGCGAGAAUACCUACUUAUGGGGAAUGCUACGUUUAUGAAUGAUCUUUCAGACGCAUUAUUCGCCGACAACGUUGAUUCUGGAAUUGACAUUGGUGUUGCAACGAGCAGAAAAAGAGCAGGAAUUGGAUUGGGUAUGGGUAUGAACAGCAGGAGGACAUGGCCACCAGUAGGGGGAGAGUUAAGGAUGGCUUUGAAGGCUGUUAUUGUGGAAAACGUUAUGAAAGGAGCAGGAUGGGGGGGUGAAGAGAUCGCCCGAGGAGAUAUUGUGGGAUUGGAUAAUAUGCUUAUGUUUGGAAUUAAGAAUGAUGAAGAAUGGGAAGUCUGCAAAGAUCCAAAUGCAUUAGAAGCACUCGAUUUUCUUUACCUCGAUUACAGGCCACCCUAUCCCAUUAACGUGCUAAUAACACCAGAUCAUCUCGUCAAGUACAACCAGAUAUUCACAUUACUCUUGCGUAUAUUACGACUAGGUUCAGUUGUAUGUCAUAUCUACCGUAGUUCUCACACUCGCUCGAUGUAUACUACUACCCACAUAACGACUCAGAAAUUCCGGUUUGAAUCACAUCAAUUCAUAAUCGCUCUACAAUGUUAUGUAUUCGACGUUGCCAUUGAUUCAACGUGGAGUUUGUUUAUGAAAAAAUUGGACAAUAAGGCCAAUGAAUUGGAAGCAGAUGGCACGAACAGUGAGAUGGAAAUCGAAAAUGAUGGGUGGGGUGAUGGAGAUGAUGGUUGUAAUGUGAAGGAUUUAGAUACGCUGAAGAUAUAUCAUGAGAAAAUGUUGGAUAGAAUGGUGUUUCUGUGCCUGUUAAAGCCCAAGCAGGAGCCGAUAAUGAAAGUAAUUAAUGCAAUAUUAGUUGUUAUUUUGGCAUUUGCAAGAUUACUAAACGUGAGAAGGUAUAAUGAGGAGGGGUUUGAUGAGACCGAUCAACAGGUAGAAACGUUGUAUGAAAAGUUUAGACUAUACACGGCAAUGCUAGUGAAGAUUCUUGUUGCACUCGAUGAAAAAGGAGGGGGGCGUGUCAACAAGACUGGCCUGCCUAGUAACAAGAGAUCUGAAUCAUAUACUCCUGGUGAGGGAUUUUUACAGGCAUUAUUGUUAAGAGUGGAUUUCAAUGGGUAUUAUAAAGAAAUAGUAGAGCGUGAACUGGCAGAGAAAAGAAAUAAAUAA
Messenger RNA from Paraglomus occultum, 2358 nucleotides. Lineage: Eukaryota; Fungi; Glomeromycota; Glomeromycetes; Paraglomerales; Paraglomeraceae. The record is from the annotation of a GenBank genome assembly.